AUGGACGACGGACUCAGGGACAGGCCAGGUGUAACUUCUAGAUUCUUUCACAGUUUGGAAGUGAAAUAUCAAUACUAUCUCGAUCGUCUGACGCCACAUACAGCUUUUCGUUGGGUUAUCGCUCUGAUCUCUCUCGUCUUCUUCGCAUCCAGAAUCGUAUUGUUGCAGGGAUUCUACAUUGUCGCCUAUGCUGUUGGAAUCUACUACUUGAAUCUGUUCCUCCUCUUCUUAACUCCAUCAAUUGACCCGGCUCUUGAGUUUGAUGAUGAAGACGAUGGACCAGUACUUCCAUCAAAAACUAAUGACGAGUUUCGUCCAUUCAUGCGAAGAUUGCCCGAGUUCAAAUUCUGGCAUUCGUUCAUGAAGGCUACACUCAUAGCUAUCACCUGCACAUUCUUCGAGUUCUUCGACGUUCCCGUGUUCUGGCCAAUUCUUGUCAUGUAUUUCUUCAUUCUCACUUUCCUUACGCUCAAGAGACAAAUCAUGCAUAUGAUCAAGUACCGUUACAUUCCAUUUACCGUUGGAAAGCCAAGAAUGGCAGGCAAAGAAGACACCGGAAAAGUGGUUGUUGGCUAA
Caenorhabditis remanei is the source of this 576-nucleotide messenger RNA. RefSeq lists its product as uncharacterized. The record is from RefSeq and is a predicted model, not a curated record. The transcript is spliced from 5 exons. Gene Ontology annotation, cellular component: Golgi membrane. Gene Ontology annotation, biological process: protein retention in ER lumen; retrograde vesicle-mediated transport, Golgi to endoplasmic reticulum. NCBI's taxonomy places the organism in Eukaryota, Metazoa, Nematoda, Chromadorea, Rhabditida, Rhabditidae. The coding region runs from base 1 to 576 and encodes 191 amino acids.